This is a messenger RNA of Sparassis crispa, 2193 nucleotides long. RefSeq lists its product as hypothetical. Bases 1 to 2193 code for a protein of 730 amino acids. The record is from RefSeq and is a predicted model, not a curated record. The transcript is spliced from 5 exons. NCBI's taxonomy places the organism in Eukaryota, Fungi, Basidiomycota, Agaricomycetes, Polyporales, Sparassidaceae.
AUGUCUACUGCGCAAAGAGUACCUUGUCAUUGUACAAGAUGUGCCGGCAAGCUUGUUUCUCCCUCCACCUUCCGUUGUCACAACAAGGUGCAGCACUCUACAGAGUUCCAGAGCUUUGUUCUACAGGCUGCUUCCGAGCUGCCUGGCUGCCUGGAGUCCGUAGACCCUGAUGAAUCUACGGAAGGGUCACUGCACAAGCGCGGGGCUAUGUCACAGAUGACAGGCGAACAGAGCCAGCCUACUAAGCGGAGACGGGAAUUAGUGGAACCAGAGGUGUGUAAAUGCAUCCCUGACCUUCCGAAACAUUGUAUGUUGACAUUUGGUGUGCUGCCGGCCUCCGUUGAGAUCAAUGACAUGAGCCGGGGGUCAGUUGACAUCUCAGAGAUGACCACAAGCAGUGAGGACAACACAGAUAGCAGCCAUCCGAAGGACCUGGACCUGGAUGAGAGCAGAGCAGGCAGUGCAUCUGCAACCGGGACCGCGGGCGCGAAUCCCAGUGAGAACAGUGCUAUUGAUGCCGGCUGGUCAUGUGGAUCUGCGGAGAGCACAAGUGGAGACAUGCAGAUAGUGCCACCUGAUGAGAUCCCGGAUCCGGGAUGUCUCGCAUUGGAUGAUAUAGACGUGCGGGGAGGUCCUGCAUCAUUCCCAGCGAUCGACGAUGGACAUGCGAAUGUCAUCCACAUUGCUUCUCCAGAGGACAUGGACUUGGAGGAACUAACUGACCUUGCCCAUCUUUCCGAAGCCAAGCUCUCUAUGAAGUUCAUUCGGGCACUGGAAGGUGCAUCAUUGGAAGAUGAGGGAAUGCGAUUAGAUGCAGACACUCUUGAACGUCUUCACCACCCUCCUCGCAACACAGUUGACAUCGCCGAUCCUGGUCUUCACCUUGCACUCAACCUCUUCCUUGCAGUUGGCAAUUCGUCGCAGGAGACGUAUAACAGUGUUCGCGAUGCAAUCAUGCGACGCUAUCCCGAGGACACACUACUUUCAUAUGACCGAAUCAAGCGCCAGGUUGCGCAGGCAGUGGUGUUGUCUCCCUCAUUCACGAUAUGUGUAUCAAUAGCUGUAUUGCGUAUACUGGCCCAUUUUCCGAACUCGAGACUUGUCCAAAGUGCAAAGAAAAUUGCACAUCAAGAAUUUCAUACAAUUCCUGUUGGCCCACAACUGCAAGCACUUUGUCGAAAUCCUUCCAGUGCAACAGAUCUCAAUUACCAUGAGAAGCGGACCCAGGAGAUCCUCGAGACUCUCGCACAAAGUGAUGGCACUCUGCCAUCAUACGAGGACCUGCUGGAUGGCAGUGACUAUCUCGGCACAGUUGCGGAUGGUCGUAUCAAUUCUGACGACAUCAUUCUCAUGCUCUCCCUUGAUGGAGCGCAGCUUUAUAGGAAUAAGGCAUCAGACUGCUGGAUUUACAUUUGGGUGGUCUUCAACCAUUCGCCUGAUGUACGCUAUAAGAGAAGGCAUGUUUUGACCGGUGGUUUCAUUUCUGGUCCAAAUAAACCCAAAAAUGUCGGCUCGUUCCUCUUCCCAGGGCUCCAUCACCUUGCUGCACUUCAGCGAGAAGGGUUGGGACCUGGGCUACUCUAUGGUGUGCUUCCUGACAAGUACUGGAAGAAUUUCUACACACUUGUCUGUGGCAUCCGACUAAUCAAUCAGCAUAAGAUUAUGAGCAAGGACCUACAGCGUGCCCACAAAUCACUAGUUCAGUUUUGUAUUGGAUUUGAACAGCUCUACUAUCAGAGAUGGGCUCGUCUUCAGCUUCCUAAUGGCCAAGUUGCACGAUCUGCUUGGAACGAGAAGAAGAAAACACUCAGGAAUGUUCGCAUGGCUCAAAAUGUAAAGCUCCUACUUGAUGAUAAUUUGUGCUUUGCAGAAGUUCUAUUUUACUUCCAGAUGCCAAUCAAUGAUGAGACCAAGUCACUUGCCCUUAUCUCACUUUAUUCACAACCUCACGCUACUCUCCUUGAAGCAUCAUCAUACACGCUGUGGUCGUCGACAUCUCAGGGUGAUACAGCACUUCGAGUUGUUGAUGUGAAGGCAAUUACGGCAGUGGUUGCAAUGGUUCCUCAUAACCCAUUUGAAGAGGCUGGGACACAAUUCUUUGUUGUUGAAAAACCCGGCCUUGAUGUUGCACAUAUGGGUGGGAAUGAUGAAGUGGUCGUGGACAAUGACAAUGGUAUACUAGAGGAGAAUUGA